AGCUUUAAAUAUGCUGUUCUCAGAUGUAAAGAUGAUUAGAUAACUUUGUUUUUGCACGCCAAUGCUUGAUAAAGCUUUAAAUACGGUAAUCAUGCCGUUUGGAAUUAAACUAAGAAGAACUGGCCGAUAUAUUCUGUCCCACAAAAAUUCCUUCCUGAUACGUGUUCAGUUACUGGACAACACAGCAAUGGAAUGUACGUUGACUGUGGAAAACACUGGCAUUGAUUGCUUGAACGCUGUUGCGCAACGUUUGGAGUUACGUGAGUUGCGAUACUUUGGGUUGAAAUACUUAAACAAACAGAUGAAAGCAAGAUGGGUAGAGUUAGACAAGCCAUUGAAAAAGCAAGUUGAUAAGAACUCCCACGAACCAAUACUUUUCUUUGGUGUCAUGUUUUAUGUGGCUAACAUCGACCGCCUGCAACACGAGAUUACAAGGUAUCUGUUUUACCUCCAGCUGAAAAACAAUGUAAUUGAUGGAGCCCUGCCAUGCAGCAAAAUUGAGGCUGUGGAACUUGCAAGUUAUAUGCUGCAAGCUGAGUUUGGCAACCACGAUCCAGACAUUCAUUCGAUCGAUUAUUUUCGGGAUUAUAUUUUGUUUCCUGAGUUCCUUACUCCAAAUGAUCCAACAUUAGACUCCCUCACACAACAAGCCAUCGAACAACAUGAGCGCCACAGAGGAUUGAACCCAUCAGAUGCAGAAUACAACUACAUACUUAAAGCUAUACAUCUAGAUGGGUUCAGUGAGGAUUUAUAUCCAGCCAAGAAUGGCUUCGGCAAUGAUGUUGAAGUUGGCUGUUCGUUUGCCGGCGUUAUCAUCAAGUCAAUACAACAAGACAUGGGAAGCCAUCGAAGUUUAAAUACAAUGACAGUGUGGAGAAGUUCAUGUCAUGAAUGGAACAAAGUGGAUAGCAUAUCCCACCCAUCUAAGAAUGUUAUCAGUAUUGAGAUACGGACAGAGAGCGCAGUGUCUCCGGUGCAUUUCCAACUGGAGGACGCCGAUACAGCUAAAUACGUGUGGAGAAUAUGCGAGGCAAGGCGCAAGUUUUACAUCCAGAAUAAAGACUCGUCAAGAAGAAUUUCACCGGAGUCUGCUGGCACGAAUCUUAUCCAGCGUCGACCAACGUUGAGGCGUCAUCCAGACAUGUCAUCCGAUGAAUUGAGUGAUCACCAAGUUGUUUCCGGGGAUUUUAUUUCAUCGCAAGAAAACCUCCAAACAUACAACGGUACAGAUGUAGGACGAUAUUACUCGUCACAAACUAGUCUCGACCACGCUUAUGUUUCACAGAACAGUUUGAACCAUCACCCACAAGAAGUGGGAUAUUCCAAUGGUAUAUUAGCGAGUGGCAGUAUGUACUCGUCACCAAGUAUUAACUCACUCACACAAACUCAACUCAGCCACCUCUCUCCUGCCACCAGCAAUCUUAGCAUCAGUAGUUCUGAUCGUCGCCUCGGUGUAAACCCUGUGAUGGUUUCCCAUGUGGGUAUUCCCCGCUACCGACCCUCCCCUGAUUAUGAGGUAGCAGUACGACAGCGUAGGAGGUAUAGUAGUUACUUGGAGAACAAGAAUGCAACUGCAAUGAACCAAGGCCAGCAACAACCCACUGGAAUAUCACAAGCGGUGAUGAAACCACGGCCCCAUUCUAUGAUCUACUCGCAACAAGAACUUGUCCACCAAGUAAUCCACGGCCCCAACUAUGCACAUUACCCCCAACAACACCCACCCCUAAACUACCGUCGCAGCCAGCCCCCCAUGGACCCCACCACGGGCUCCCAACCCCAUAUACAUUACGACGCAUCCCAUGAGUCCCUCCCCCCACCCCCCCAAACAACCACACCCUCCCACUCUCAGUUGCGACAUAUCGAACCAACCCGAAUGCCUCAUAACUUGGGAAGCACACCAGAACUCGCAAACACAAUCCAGCAGCAACAAGCUGCAAAACAUUUCUAUGUUUCGGAGAUGCAAUUAUACCGUCACUUCACGAAGCCCCCACCCCCCUACCAGGGUGCGGGAAGCGCCAGUACCCCAGAUCUAACAGAUUAUCGACCUAAUGGUUCGAUAUCUGCCAGCAGCCCUGAUCUACAACAAGGCUUCCCACAGCGACGCCACCAACCUCCACUGCCAACCGUUGAAUCAGGGAGUGAAGACUUCUACAAUGAACAGCAGAUCCGAGCACAUUUGAGCCACCCCCACCCACACAGUAGGAGUGGGCAGGCAUUACACCAGACACAAGGUUCCAACGAUGAUUCCACGAAUAGGAAGGAACAAUUGGCUCGUCAAGAAAAUGCUGUGUUGGCUUACUUGCAACGAGUUACGUACGAAGAACAACAACAGCAACAACAACAACAACAACAGAAACAACAACAACAACAACCGUAGAGAGGUUAAGAACAGCCCCCACCACCAAGUCCCAUCUCAUUUAACAGGUUCCAACCACAGUGGGGAUUCCCCUAAACAGAGCUUCUUCACCCCACCCCCACAGCAAGCAG
Molecule: messenger RNA, 2487 nt
Organism: Ciona intestinalis (vase tunicate)
Lineage: Eukaryota; Metazoa; Chordata; Ascidiacea; Phlebobranchia; Cionidae
Source: RefSeq, a predicted model, not a curated record